Molecule: messenger RNA, 4550 nt
Organism: Caenorhabditis auriculariae
Lineage: Eukaryota; Metazoa; Nematoda; Chromadorea; Rhabditida; Rhabditidae
Source: the annotation of a GenBank genome assembly
AUGUAUGGAAAUUGUAAAAAGAAACGGGAAACCUGCACUUUUCUACAUUCUAUCGACUUUGCUCUCGAUGUACAUCGGACGCGGCAGGAGAAAAUCAGAGAAAAACGAAGGAAAAGGUAGGGAAGUUGUCACUUGAGGGGCCACUUUGAAUACUGUAAGAGUUCACUAAAGUGGUAUUUUUGAACUUAAAAUAGAAAAAAUGGCGUAUUUUGUUUAUUCGGAAGAUUUUCGGGGAAGUGGGUCGUGUACUCUUCAAGUGACGACUUGAGGGAUUUCUUCUGAUCCAGAUCCUUGAAGUGGUCACUUGGGAGAACAUUUCAAGGGGUCACUUAACGGGUAUUUGAAUAGGAUGGCUUGUUUGAGUUCGAAAGAUUUUAUUGAUUUUUACGAGGCUGAGGAGUAUCUUCUUAAGAGACUACUUUUGGUCCAGACCCCUGAAGUGGCCACUUGAGAUUUUCAAAUAUUUCAAAAGGCCACUUGAAAGAAGACGGUGUUUUCGAAUUGAUCAAAAAAACUCACGCCGAUUUAUUGGAUCUUAAUAAUUUGAAAAUCUGAAAAAUUUUCCUCUUCAGGGACUACUUCAAACAGAAUCUCUUAAGUGGCCACAUUAAAUGGGUUCUUAAGAAAACGGCUUUUUUUUUUUACAUGAACUUGAAUAAUUUUGGUCGAAUGAUACAAUUUUUACAACUUGAAAAAGCUGAAGAGUAUCCCUCUUAAGGGACCACUUCAAACAAAAUCUCUUAAGUGGCCCCUUGAGAUAUAAAAAUGCGCCGAGAGUCAUUCGAUGGACUUCGAUAGGCGUUUUUUCACGCUAAUUAAAUAAAUUCACGUCGAUUUAUUUGAUUUUAAAGAGGCUAAGAAAUGUAGAGGGACCCUUGAGGGGCCACUCCGAACGAUAAUCUUUAAGUGGCCGCUCACGUUAAUUAAAGAAAUCCACGUCGUUUUAUUCUAUUUUAACAACCUAUAAAACAGAAAUACCCCUCUUAAGGGGCCACUCCGAACAAUAAUCUCUUAAAGGACUACUUGAGAUACAAGAAUGCGUCAAGAGGUCACUUCAUGAGUUUGAAUAAGGCUUUUUCACGUUUAUUAAUAAUGUUCACGUAAAUUUAUUCGAUUUUAAAAAAGCUGAGAAAUGUUCCCCUUGAGGGACUACUUCAAACAAAAAUCCCUUAAAUGGCCCCUUGAUUUUCCUCGAUUCAUUUCGUUGACUUCUUCCAGAAAUCGAAAAGGCGAAGUGGUCACUGAGGUGAAGAAGGAGGAAGAGCCACGGGUUUAUUUUCAAGAAUUGGUGGGUAAAUUUGAAAAAAAUGAAACUUGAAUUUUUUUAAGCUCUCAAGAUCUGAGUAUAAUGUGAUUAUUCCAAUAGAUGCAGAAAAACGCCAGAUUUUUAAUUUCAGACCUCUGAGAUCAUAAGCGCGAUGAACGAGGAGCUCAAGCUGAAAAAGACAGGUUUUCAGCCAAGAAAAAAACUUUUUAUAAAUAAUUUUUCUCGUUGCGGCAUUUGCAGUUCUUGUGCGCAGCGGUUGCGAUGCGUUUUGGCGCCAAUUUAAAAAUUAUCGCAUUUUUCAAGCUCUUGUAUAAUUUAUCAUGCUGAUGAGGGUGGGCCAGUCGUCCAAAUUUUCAAAAUACGAGCUCCCAAGAUUGGUGUGUGCACGAUUCACGCUCACGAAUAUCCGCGGACCACGGCGUUUUUUUGGCGACUUUCCGUAAAGUGUAGUGUGUCGUGUGCAUACACUGCGGCGCUUUGGCACACGCCGAGUCCAACGUUUUUUUUUUCGCGAACUGAAAUUCAGUUAUAUUUUUCACUCUCUGGUGGCUGUUUUGAAUUCUGCGGAAUCACUUUUAACACGGCAUGUGUUUUAAAACAAAAAAAAAAACAGAAAAAUCGCGUUUAAAAAAAAAUGAGAAAUAGGUUCGUCUCGGGAUUCAUUGUCUUUAAUAUUUCCUGUUUUUUACGCGUUUUUCCCAUGACGUCACAUGGGAAAAGAUUUCGACCACGCCCCCUUAAUUUUUGGUUUGGCAUUUUGCAUCGCCGUGGGACCCAAAAAAUUCCUUCCUAGGAUGGUCCAUCAAAAUCAAAAUCAAAAAAAUGUGACAAUUUUUAAUUGACAUUUGACAUUGAAAACAGUGAGCUGUAAAUGCCGCGGCCAGAAAAUAAGGAAAAUGAAUUUUCGAAAUCCAAUUCAAGGAUGUCAUCGGGCCGGUGUCGACGCGUUCAUGACGGGUUUCGCCGUUUUAUUCCAGCAAAGGAUGGAUAUUAUCCGGACUGAUUCGAUGAAUCCCGAGGUUUUGUCUGGAAAACCGUGAAAAUUCAAAUCUCAAGAAAAAAAAAUUUUCAGCUUUUCAAACUUUUUGCUGUUUCUAUGUUUGAAAAUCAAAAAGUAACUGAGAAAAAACAGCCGUAUGAUAAGCUCUACAAAUGUGCCCCAUAGAAAAAGUGUUAAAUUUGAGGAUUUUUCAAGAAAUCGUCACGAUUACAAGUCUUUCUAAGGGAACACUAGAAAGGCGUUAGCGUCACUUAAGGGAUCACUAAAUGGUUCGCAAUCCUUCAGAGUUCAAAGAUCCAAAAAUUGAGGCUUUCACGAGCAAAGAUCAGGAAAAUUCCUUAUUUUCUCAGUCCCUUCUCGUGUCACAUAGUUUUUAUUUCGAAUAUGACCAUUUUAAUGCUCAUUUUCGUUCAGUAUAUCCGACGCGCGGGAUGAAUGUUUAAUGAAUAGCCAGUCAAGAACCAAUAAAAUGAGCAAAGUGAUGAAUUAUGAAGGUCUUCUGCAGGCAUGAAGAUCAAAAAACGAGGUCUUUAAGUGAAGAGCUUGAUUUUUAGAAAGUUGAGAUGUUUUUGAGACCGUUUAUUGUAGUUUUUUGAAGCUGGAAGUGCAAUAAAGUUUGAAUUUUUCGAAAUUUUUUUUAUAUCCAUUUUUCAAUUUUUUUGACUUUCAGUCUAUUUAUGGAAUCUUAAAAAGCACCAUAAACUGAUUUUCUCCACUUUAGUAGUAACUUUGAGGUCUUAAAAAUUGACCUGAUUUUGUCUGGGUUGGGUCGGAAAAAGUAGGCUUUGAAACACGUCUCAUCCAAAUUUUAGCACUUUAUCUUGUCUUGCUUUUUUGAACCGUCCUUAUGAGCAGAAGUGUCAGAAUUUGGGAUUCCUUGACUUUUUGGAGGGUUUUUUGGGGUUUCAAUAUUUGAUGUAAGCUUCUGGUUUUCAAAUCUCCUAAAAAAUCAUUUUUGAAAUUGGUUUUUCGUGCCUUUUCUGGAGGUUUCAGUAUUUGAUGUAAGGUUCUAGCUAUAAAAACCUCAAAAAUUCAGUUCUUCAAGCAGUUUAUACCAAAAACUCUAUUUAAAAAAAUCGGGUUUUCGUGCCGAUUUUUUUGAGUUCUUAAAUUGCAAAAGGGAGCUUUUUAUUUCUGAAGUAACUGUUCCUCAACCGAUUUUUUUGCCAGAAAGUUCUCUCAGAAAUAUGUUUUCGGGUUUUUUGGAGGGGGGUUUUGAAUAUUUGAAUAUUUGAAUAUUUAUUUCACUCCAAUACAUAAAAUAACAUGAGCUACAAAGAAAGAGGCAAAGUUCGAGCAAGAAUUGUAUGGGAGUAAAAUGAGCACCGGUUUUAAUACGCCCUCACGAGCGAAUUUACCGGUAUAGGGAACAGAACACGUAGAAGGAUUUUUGAUCACAGUAGACGUAAGGGAAUGUUGGAAAAGAGUUCUUCGUUGCUAAGCGAGUCGAGAAACUUUCUGAAACGGGUGGUAGACGUGUUAGGGUUGAAUCUUGAGCAGAGUCUAUUCCAAAGAGGAAUGACAGUGCUAAAAAAAACUAUUAAAUCUGGAACCAGUCUGAAUCAAACGAAAAGGAUACCGAGGUGAACGACUUCUACUGAAAAACUUUUCUGCACUAGGAAAGUGGUAAAUGCCCAGGACGAUUUUUUGAAGCGUUACUAGAGCAAUAGAAGUUCUCCUACGGAAAACGUGAGUAGAACCGAGUACAUCAAGGCGAUGGGAGUAUGUGUCAAAGGAUUUAUUACGUCUCAUGAAGACUUGCCUAGUAUAAUGACGGUAAGGUUUUUCAAGUAGCACGGACAGUUCUGAAUUUAUAGGCGGUGAGAAUAUUUCAGAGCAAUAGUCAAGAUAGGGUCUAGCGUACAUGUUGAAUAGUAAAUUAUACUGCUGGAUGUUCAAGUGACCAAAAGCUUUGAGCAGCUGUUUAGAUUUGAGAGUGGCAAUGUUGACUACAUGACAUUGACUACAUGACUACAUGAAUACAUUAUUUGAUGUAAGGUUCUAGCUAUAAAAUCCUCAAAAUUCGAUUUCCUUAACCAAUUUCUACCAAAAAACCCAUUAAGAAACUAGAUUUUUGUGCCGAUUUUUGAAUUUUUCAAUUCUACACGUAAGCUUCUAAAAACGAAUUUUCAGUUCCUGAACCGAUUGCCGCUUUUCGGGAAGGAUCAUCCGAUGACCUUCCGAAAAUCGCUGAGCAAACCCGACUGCAGCCCCGACCACGUCGCCGAGUUCGCCAAAAUCCAAGCCGAUCGCCAAAAAGUCCUCGCGAAACAGAGAAAAUAA